AUGUUGGUUUCUGCAGUUUUCUGGUUGUGCUUUACACAACUAACGCAAAUGAGUGCUUCGUCUACAACUACUGAAGUAUCUCUGGAUGAAGGACGGAUUUUAGUUUCGUGGACCUAUGAUGAAGAGGCUGACAAAUUGAGUUUUACAGUGAACGCCACUACAGUUGGUUGGGUCGGAUUUGGGUUCGCUCGUUUAGCACCAAAUAAGAUGCAAGAUUAUGACCUUAUUCUUGCUGGGUACAAAGAAGGCCAUGGAUAUAUCUAUGUGAGUUAUGAAGUUUCUAGUUACAGAGUUGUUUUAAGAAUCGUUUUAUCUUUAAACUUUCAGUGUUUUUUGUUUCGCUGAAUGGGUCAAGGUUUCAUAGUGCGGGUUUUUCCACACGAGAUGCUCGUUUGAUUCUAGUCGUACCCAAAUUUAUGCUUUUCUCGCGUCCGCGCUUUCAAAAAUCCUUUUUAAAUAUUCUUAUCUUGGACUUGUCCGAAGUAAGACUUUCUUUGAACUCUUUAAAGUAUUAAGCUUUUUAUCGCAGCUAAAUAACUUUCUAGUAAAGAUUUCAGUUUCUUUGGUUUUCUCCAAAGUGCAUGUAUCUGAAUAACUGCUUGCGUGCGUAUAGCUUUUGUCCUUGAAUGCGAUGAUUUGCUGUUACGUUCAAAUACCAGAGGCUAGACGCUCUUUAGUGUACUCUUUGCAGUAUGUUGAAUUCUCACCGCAAACUAUCUUCAGACCCGAACUGUAACUUAAACCGAAGCUACACCAAAAACAUUCUUCAGGCGCUGAUACAGUCCCUUUUAUGUUUUCUUGAAAGAAGUAUAAGUAUCCCUUACCAAAUCCAACACUGUUUUGAAUGUAUUUUUAAGCUAUUUUUGAAAACUGUUUUUAACCUGUUUUGUGAAAUAGGUUUUAAAUAGGGUAAAAAGUGUAUUUUUAAUGUAUUUUUCGACUGCUUUUAAAGGUGUUUUAACCUGUUUAAAACGCUAUUAAAAAAGAAUUUUUAAAGUAUUUUAAAAUGCUUUUAAAAUAUAUAAAAAAUUCCAGGGCUUUUGCAAGGCUCAAAACAGGUCAAAAACAGUUUUUAAAUACCUUAUAAAUCGGAAUAAAAACAGGAUAAAAACAGUUUCAAAAACAUAUUUUAAUUUACUAUACUAUUUUAAAACUAUUUUUAAUGGCAAUUUUAAACGUAUUUUGAAAAAAACAGGUUUAAAAUAGGUACAAAAAUAUAUUUUUGAUAUAUUUUUCGACUGAUUUUAAAGGUGUUUUAACCUGUUUAAAACGCUAUUAAAAUGCUAUGCUUCAAAAUAUAUUUUAAUAGCUGUUUAAUCGGUUUCGAAAUUUAGUAAAAUACUCGUAUUUGCAAAUACAAUAAAAAUACUUUGAAAACAGUAUUAAAAUACCACAGAAGAAGAAAAGCAAUAGCACACAUAUAUUAUGAAUUAAAUACCUCAAAAAUAGGAUGCAAAAAUGCAAAAACAGUAUAAAAUUGUAAGAACAUAGCCUUAGAGUUGUCUGAAAACAGUAUAAAAAUCGGUCGAAAGAGCAUAAAAAUAGUACAAAAAACAGGAUGGAAAUACCAUUUAAAUUCAUGAAAUAAAAUGAAUACAAAACCGUCGAAAAUUACCCUGAAAAAGCAAAGAUUUACCUCGGCGAAAUUUCUCCACACAGUCCUAGGCUAGGACUUCAAGAGAAUUAUCUCUUAGCCGAUUACUUUACGUUGAUUUCCCUAAGAAUUCUCGGGAAAUUCUUAUGGAAUUUUUCAGAAAUGCUCAAAUCAAUCUUUAGCCUGUGUACAGACCCCUUCCCUCAAUAAAACUCGGAGGGAGGGGUGGGGGGUAUGUACACAGGCUAUCAACCUUGGCUUCAAAAGGGUAUAACGUUACUGACGUUACCGGUAAAUAUUAAUCUACAUGCAUGUAACUUACAUUGUUUAUUAUAUUCACGGCUUUACUCAAAUAUCAUCAGAAGUUUAAUGCAGGCUACGCCUGAACAUUAAUUAGUGGCUGAUAAAGAACAGCAUACGAAUAAAUUUACGCGAGAAUGAAAGAGGCCGGUGACGUGACAUCAAGUGACUGAGAUCAUUUAUACAAAACAGCGAGUCUCUGCAAGGAAUCCUGUAAAAAGUAAAAUUGCCGUACGGGCGCGACUAUAUAAAUGUUUACUACCCUUCAUUUGUUUCUCAUAUGGCGUAUAUCUAAACGUCUUAGUAACAUUGUAUAUUUAAUACUUACAAUUAGACUGUUGGACUCUUCUCCUGAACCAGAACCUUUCAAAGUACAUAACAGUCGCUGAGGAGUCAUAACCAUUUUUGAUUCGUGAUAAAAGCAACAUCUACGUGUUCCGACAAUCCGCAGAGUUGGAGUGUACUUUUGUAAGAUCGUAACAAACAGUAAAAUCAAGCGCAUUUAAGCUCACAGCAACCGCCCGGGAGCAACCGCCGGUUCAAUAAUUUGAAAUGAGCAAAGGACAAAGGACGGUUUGCUUAUCACGUGCAUUUGUCACAUCACCGCGGCGCGAAGUCGUGAUUUCAGUCGCGCGUGACAUCUCAAAAAUAAUAUGCCAUGCAUGUGCGGAAUAGUCUAUGAGAGAAAGAUAACCAUAUGUCGGAGUUUAUUCAGAUCUGAGCGUUGUUUCUUAGUGCAAUAUAUACGAGGUGAGAUCUUAGCUUGGAUAGUUUGUUUUAAUUAUUAUGAAAUUUCAAGGACUUAUUUUAGACAAAUCUCAAUUGACCGCGUGCAUCCGGUUCUCGGCCCGCGGCUUCGGCUGUUUGCGAAAAAUUUCUACAUGAAAAUUAAAAUGUGAUGUUAAGAAUUUUCUUUUAAAAAAACUUAUGGAAUGUCCCGUAGCUGCAUUAAUUGAAUUACGGCUAAAAUCUAGGCGGAGAUUUUCGCAGAGAGCUUGCAGGUAAGGAACAUUGAGGAACGGAUUGAUCCUUUAUCGGCACACUGUCACAGUUACGUGUUGUCAGUCAAAGCUAAAAUCUAUUCCUAAUUUUCUUCUCUUUUUUCAAUUUCUUUUUGAUUUGCUGGGAGAUUUAAUUUUUGGCUCCGCCUCGAGCUUUAUUGAGAGAAGAAUCCGGUCCACAAUAUGACAGCUUGUUUUGAGUCAUUUAUGAGUUCGUGACACGAUGAAGGCUUAAAAAUUAACUUUGUGCAAUUGUUACUUUUAUAGUCUGAGUAUAAGUAUCCCAAAAUACAUUACAAUAUUGCACCUCAAUAAUAAUAAGUAAUAAGUACCCUAUUUUAAAGUAUUUAAAAUAAGGUCAGCAUUUGAUGUCUUUCAGCAGACUUUAAAUAUUUCAUGUACAAUCUGUUUUUAUAGUCAGAGUGUUGUGUGCCCAAAAUACAAUUCAAAUAGACCUCAAAACAGUGUUUAAGUACCCUAUUUAAGAGUAUUUGAAAUGCGGUCAGUAGUUAAGGACUUAAAACAUAUUUCAAAUAGUCUAUUUGAACUCUGUUUGUAACUUUGUGAGUGGAUGCGUCUCAAAAUACAUUUUCGAUACAACUCAAAACAGUGUUAAAGUACCCUAUUUAAAAGUAUUUAAGAUACGGUCAGCAUUUAGGCUCUCAAAACAUAUUUUAAAUAGUCUAUUUGAAUUAUGUUUGUAACUUUGUGAGUGGAUGCGCCUCAAAAUACAUUGUAGAUGCAACUCAAAACAGUGUUAAAGCACCCUAUUUAAAAGUAUUUAAAAAACAGUCGCAUUUAAGCCCUUAAAACAUAUUUCAAAUAGUCUAUUUGAACUCUGUUUGUAACAGUGUUAGUGGUUCUAUGCCCAAAAUACAUUUGAAAUACCCUAUUUUAUUCAUAUUUAUUAAACAAAAUACAUUGUAAAUUGAUGAGAGAGGUUUUCCUUUUGAUGAAAUAUAAUUUAACUACACUUAAGAUAUAUUCCAAACAGGGGCGAAAAUUUAAAUUUUUUUGUCAAAUAGGAUUAAAAUACGGGAAAAUAGUAUUCAAAUACUGAAAAUACAUUUUAAACACUUUAAAAUCAGUUUCAAAAUACAUAUGGUUUGGUAAGGGAUAAGAGUCCUUAGACUGAAGCGCGAGGUCCCAUAGUUCCUUCCUUAUUUAUUAUUUGAAGCUUAACAGUUUAUGAGACUGUACGGCUUUCUUAAAGUCAUAUUCGUCCACAAAACGUGGUGUACAUGCGUCGUUUCCCUAUUGCUUCAGUUUUCUUUACCUAAUCAGCGUAACCUCAUUUUACAUCGCCGAUGAAGUUCCAAAGCGAUUAGAACAAAAUAUUCUAUUUGUUUGAAAUUGCCUUGCUCUUAAUUUUGGAAUUUUUUUCUGAAAUCAGCUAAAUCUAAUAAUUAAAUGCCUUCGCUAGAACAAAUUAAAAACCUUCUUAGCAAUGCUUCAUAAUGAACGAUUAUAUUCUCAGAGCGCUAAAAACACCAUUGAUACAUGUCAUGAGCCUGGCUUUUUCCCAGACAGUUUGCGGAACAAGUCAUGCAUAUCAUUGAUCGAUUAAUCAAUACCAGCAGUAUCCGUUUCUAUAGCAAAACUUUCAAUCGUUUUAGCUUUACAAUGUACGAAAAUUACGCUAAAGCGAUAAAAAAGGAAACAGUUUGGAAACUGCCACAUUUUCCUUAAACAUGAAUGUAUUCAAGGUGAAAGUCAGUCAGGUGUACCGUAUUUAAGAAUAUGACAAAUUUCGUUAAAGGGGCUAUGUCAGCUAGAGAGCAUGCGCUCUGAGGUUAUGCAAAUUACUUUCAACUGUCAAACUUCUAUUGUUCUUAACGCGUGACUUUCUCCAUGUGCGCUCUGAGGUUAUGCAAAUUACUUUCAACUGUCAAAAUUCUAUUGCUUUUAACGCGUGACUUUCUCCAUGUUCUCUGUCACGUCCAAGGCUCCGAAUUUAGAGAGGUUAACAAGCGAAAUGGGUUUAGAUAAGGGAUAUUUCGAUAGAAUUUACGGAACGUUUCUUCUCUGGUUAUGCUAGAUCAAGAAUAAAAUUGUGACGCCAAUUUUACUUGUAGUUUUGAAGAAAAAACGCAUGCCAUUCAUAAAAUAGAGCGCAAACAAAAAUUCAACAAGAACAUAUUGUCUUAUUCAACAAAAUAAAUCGAAGUUGUAUUGUACAAACGAGCCACAAAAGACGCUAUACCGAAGAUAAGACCACGACUGUUUUAAAUCAUUAACAAUUAGACUUGUCUGUUGCUAGUGAUUUUAUAAUUUAGAUGCUGAUAGAACAAGAGACAUCAAGUCUUUGUUUUGAUCUUAGGGAAACAUACAUUAUCGCGCAAAAUUGUUCGAUCCUGCCGAAUCACUGCGGCGUGGCGAAAAACUGAACCAAGCAUCAUUGGUAUACUAUACUCCACUAUAAGCAGUCCGUUGAUAAAAAGGGAAAGUAAACUCUGCUAUUUUCCAAAAAUAUGCUCGAACACAAACAGUUCAAAAACAUGGCAUUUAUACAUGAUCUAACUCGUACUAAGCUGCCUCUCUAAGUCCGUUGAGAACAAUCUGGACGAGCAAACGGUACAAUACAAUACAACACAAUAACUUUAUUUAAAGAGGGAAGCACAAUAACCUGUUACAGUUUUCUAACCUACGGCCCUCAAAAAAAUAGAUAAAUAGAUAAAUAAAUUUAGAAGACUAAAAACAAAUAAAUUUAUAAAUAUAUAUAUAUAUAUAUAUAUAUAUAUAUAUAUAUAUAUAUAUAUAUAUAUAUAUAUAUAUAUAUAUAUAUAUAUAUAUAUAUAUAUAUAUAUAUAUAUAUAUAUAUAUAUAUAUAUAUAUAUAUAUAUAUAUAUAUAUAUAUAUAUAUAUAUAUAUAUAUAUAUAUAUAUACACAAAAGAGACAAUAUUUAAAGUAGAAUAGGCUAUAAACACGUAAUGAAUAAUAUAUAAAUCGACGAAGGGGGGGCAAAAUAUGUACUAUAAAUGAACAUGUAUACAUAUAUACAUAAACAUAAAUUAAAAGACGUAAUAGUGGUUGUAGUAGGACUAUGAAAAACAGUGACAAUGAAUAGAAUAGGGGCAAGUCGAGCACAGUAGAUCCUCCAAGUGCUCGGCCGAUGAUAGGCGUGAGAAAAACAGAUUUCGUAAUUCAGACUUAAGAGAGGAGGGAAGAAAUUUAAAUAUCAGUGGAGAAGAAGAAAUAGAAAACUCUUUUAAGUCGGAACUGAGGUCAUUAAAAAGUUUAGUAGCAGUAUAGGCCAAGGUGCGUUUCCCAGAGUUGCUAUGUGGGCAUGGCACCUUUAAGUCGUAGAGAGAGGCUCUUGUAAAACGGCCCAGAGGUCCACGCGAAUCACAAAGAAAUUGAAAUCUGUUCCUGAGACAUUUAGGAGCAUUCGGAUUAAGGACUACGAUGAAAAGAAGAAAAAGUUUCCUGUAUUUAAUAAGAUCAAAAACGGGAAUCCAGUUAAGUUUUAAAAACAAAGAAAUAGAAGCCUGAGAGAGGUCGGCAUCAAGGAGUAUACGCCCAGCACGCUUCUGAAGACGAAGCAGUCGUAAGAGGAGAUGGUGGGAACAGUUACCCCAGGCAGUAGAACAAUAAAUAAAGUAGUUGUUAACACAAGAAUUAUAGAAUCUUGAAGCAGAAUCAAAGUUAAGAAAAGGUUUGAUGCGACGGAGAAGAGAAAGCCUACUGCUAACGAUGCAGCAGAUUGUAUCGAUAUGAUGCUCCCAAGACAUGUCACUGUCUAUCAUAACGCCCAGCAUCUUGGCAUAGAACGGUCGUGUUUAUCUUUGCCGUGAAUCCAGAUAAAUACAAGAAGGAAUCUAGCCGAAUUUUAUAAUGUUUCCUUCGCCAGGAGUUUAGUUUCGUCACGAAACUCAUGGCCUGAUGCUCUUGUAAUCGUUUACAAAAAACGGCCGCCCCCAACUCGAUAGCCGCUUCAUUAUAUGUCCACAUACUUUGAGCACAAGAAAAAUCCAAGGGCCAGCAGCCUCUAAAAUAACUCAAUAGAAAGGUUCUGUGAACUAUAGGGAAGAUUCCAUCAAAGAUUCCAUCACUCAUUGUGGAGUAGCCGUCAUUAACUCUGCCAUUACAACGGCCGCUGAUAAGAGGACACAGUAAAUCCACGUAAAAACAUUCCACAGGCAAAUAAUUUCAAAAUAAGGCCAAAAAAUUAUUCUGUAAUCACCAUAGGACGAUUCCUAAUACAAAACUUCGCUAACUAUCGAACGAUUGCUGAGAUUUAGACAGAUAAAAAUAGCGUUCCAAAAUCUCCGACACUACUUGAAAAAGUCGGGCUUUUCAAGUUUGUUUUCAUUGGCUUGCGCAUGCGUGUGGGGUGACAUAGCCCCUUAGAGAUACGGAUGCAGGUAUAAAUAACAGGCAUUGGUGAACAACGUAAAUGGCCCUAUGUAUCACAAGUUUUCUGCUUAGGGCGCUUUCCAUUUAUCAGAACUGGCCGGCCGGACCAUUACCGGACCAGUUAUUUUGACAAUGAAAUCAGCUUUUUCCAGAGGUUUUUGCUGAUGAACCAUCUCCUUCCUGCACACUAUUAAGGAUUUGACUGAUAUAGCAGGAUAGUUUUGAUUAAUAGUGAAAUUCUCAUUAUUACAGGAAAGGUCUGGCCGGUCAGUUCUGACAAAUGGAAAGCGCCUUUAGUAUGGUCAUUUUGAGAUUCGCUUUACGUUCCCUUGAGGGAGCAUCAUUUGUAAAAUCGGACCACAGGGGGCACGCAAUCUGUGUCUAUAACGGAUGUUGUUAAAAACUGAAUCAUUUGAUAAUGCAAUUCUAGCAUUUUGAUUGGCUUAGUCAUUAUGGUAUAUGAGCUAUUACACCAUGCUCUCCAUAUAUGGUCGGUGUACGCGUCAGUUUAAAAUUGGAAGUUAGCUGAGAUUUUUUUUCGCGAAGGAUAGAAUGGCGCCCGAAGCAAAUUCAUUUCUUAGAAUACUAGAAAAUACAAUUUCAUCGGAAAAAAAACAACAAACAAAAACAAACAAAAACAAAAAAGCCACAAGAGCUUGUUUGAAAGUUUGUCGAAAAACAAAUGAAAAUACAUGGAACUAAUAAAAGUACCUUGACCAGCUACGAAAGAAGACAAGCGUUGUUUCUUCAUGAUCGCGAAGCCAUUCGCCGAGUCACUCGCCGAUAGAUAACUGCGGCUUGUUUAUCCGAAAUCACAAGCAACCAGCAACAAAUACAGGCUAUACAGCCAUUUACUACGGCAAUCGAGGCGUCAGUUUUGCUUCUUUUCUCGCAAAACCAGCUUGUGGCUUCAAACAACUUCAUAACAAGCGACGGUUUUUCUCCGCUGUUCUUACUUUUGUAACUGCACCGAAAAUCCAAAUUCACAGUAAUUUCGACGGCUGUCACUUCAAAAUUCUUUUUCUUCACAUUAUCUGACAGGUUUUUUUUAGCUGUCCUGCUGCGUAAAAUCCUAGAUUUUUCAUUCAUCCAGUCCAGGCGAAUCCGUUCGCGCGUUGACAGUUUUGAUAGACGUACGUGUUACAUGUGAAGAGCGGAAGUCCCUUGUCUUUUCCGGUUUGUUCUAACAAAAUUAAGUCGGGGAGAUUCAACGAGAUAACGCCCACAAAAUCUCGUUGAAUUAAACAAUUAUUCCACUCGCGCUUGUUGGAUAUGAGAUGAUUAUAGCCAAUUCGGCGCUACGCUCCUCGUUGGCUAUUUAUCAUCUCAUAUCCAACGCGCCCUUACCUGUGGUAUAUCGUCGUCCUUUUGCCUCAAAAGCGGUUUUUAAGCGAUUUUCAAGGAUUUUGAGUUCACCGUUUACUGUUCCUAAUAGUAGAAGGACAAGGGCGGAAUCCAUAUUUUGAACGGCUCCAGAGCCGGAGCGAUUUUUUCCCCCAGGAAAUCAAAUCGUUCUGCUCACAGUUUUUGAACCGUCAAAAUGCAUAGCAAGAUUUAUACUUGCCAGUCAGAAACCAUCCCGCUGAUUGCCUCUAUCUGCCGUCCCGCUGAUUGCCUUUAUCUGAUCCGAUGUCGUUAACCAAAGUUAAUGGUUAAAUAAUAACUGAUUCAAAGACAUCCUAUCAAAAAGUUAAGGUAAUUCAACGUUUAGUUAAUAUUUAUUCAUAUACAUACUUAGGAAUAUAUCGCUAUGGGUGAGGCAAAAUCCAGUAAAUUUACAUUUACGGUUAUACACACAGAUUGUGUAGGCGCCCUGUGAUCAGACAGGGCGGAAUUUUGAACAUACUCAUGACAUGAAUUUGAUUGUCGCAAUUGAGAGUUAGCAAACCAUCGCUAAUAAGUAACGAAGCUAGGUGAACGCAUUAUUUAGAAGCGGCGGUACUGUAAAUUUUCCUAAUUUAAUGAACUCCAGUGUAUAAAAUUAGUACAACGCAAGAAAAAAAAAAUACGUUGAGACCUAUAAGAACGGUAGUGAAAAUAGCCACUUCUUCUUCUUUUUUUUUUUACAUUGUAGUAUUGAUUCUUCUCAAAGCGUGGAGUAGACUUUCGCUGGUAGAGGCUGCAACCCGUUUGUCGCUUUCCUCCCUCCUGGGCUAAUCCAUAGAAUGCUAUCUCUGACUGGCGAACAAAUUGUGUUCAUGCAAAUUACACGUACCGUUGCAAAUCAAAAAUUCGGCGUGAACACUUUGAUUUGAUUUUGACAGGUCAUACAGUGUAUGUGUAUUCACCGAUCGGAUGCACUUGAACUCGUUUAGAUGAAAACAGUUUGUCUCUAUAAUUUACAAAACCACGCUGCAAAAACAUUUUCGAUGAUAGCACUAGUUAUUUUAGUUUGUCCAACAAAAGAGAUGUCGUGCGUACUAGUGAUGGUAACUUCACUUUACGAAAGCAACGGUUGUGACCCUCUUUCCCUUUAUUCAUACUGCUGUCUGUUAACUUCUACAAUAUCUCGUAUUUCUAGUAAAAUACAGUACAGUUUCUACUUAAAUACGACGGAUAAUAGCCGAUUAAAAUUUGGUACAUUCAGUGAAGAAUCGCCCACCAGAAGUUAUGCCAGCCAUCCUAAUUCCUGAAGGACCGGUGGUCUUUACCUUCUAAGUAUCGGUUAGAGUGACUUUACUGAAACCGUGAAACAGAUACUAACAAAUAUUGCAAUAGCGAGAGGUAAACAAAAGAAAACAAUAGAAUUAGUGCAUAAUAGUGCAUCUAAUACCUAUUUCGCGGUUCAAGUAAAUCACUCUAUACCCUGCGAGCAGAGGCUACAUUUUCGCGGUAUGAGCUGGCGUGCGAAAAGUAGCUACUUUUCGCACGCCAGCUCAUAGCACGAAAAUGUAGCCUCUGCUCGCGGGGUAAUCACUCUAAUAAACGGGCGACAAAGUUUGCACGAGUUGUAACUUCUGUCUAAGGUGAAAUAUAAGCAUAGAUUUCACGCUUUCGAAAUUUCUAGAGUUAUGUAACAAUCCUAUUCAAUUCAUUAAUAACUACAAUUAAAAUAUCGAAACUGUGUAUUUUGUUUUGUGCCUGAGGCGAAAUAAAAGCAGCGUUAUUCCAUGAAUCAAAAAUCCUAGAUUCCUUUUCUCCAUUUGAUUAAAAAAGAAAGAAAUUCAAUGGAAAUACAAUUUUCGCUCGAAACCGUAACUUCUAGUUCGUAAUUUCCAUUUGAAAUUUUUCAUAGUUGCAAUAUUCCAAUAAUUUAAUUAUAGGUCAAACUUAACUAAUUUGCCAGUAAUUCAAACGUUGUAGCCAUAACAACAACGCCAACAAUCCUGGACAAAUAAAUCUGUGCAGGGCUAAUUCCAUCGGCCACACUUUACCUCAUUACAUGUAAUAUAUCCUGAGACAAAUCACGCAUUCAUCACAAAAAACGCAACUCCUUCAAGUCAAAGAGCGAAUAAAAAACGGAAGAAACAAAUCCAGUCGUCUCGCUGAAAUAAUGAUAAUAAUAAUAAUAAUAAUAAUAAUAAUAAUAAUAUCAAUAAUAAUAAUAAUAAUGGACUUUAUUGGAAGACACAAUUACUGAAAAUUCCAGUAGUUUUCACCGUGUCAAGAGCCGGGCUACGGUAACUAUCAUGUUUCAAUCAGGGGGCCACCCAACGCGUGUUUUCUGUAAAAUAUCUGUUCGGAGAAGCAAAUAUUGCCUAGAAUUUUCUAUUUCUUGAGGACGGCUAAAAGUUUCUAGAUGAACGUUCCAUGCAUUCAUGUACAAUUUUCGAAGCUAUAUGUAAUAAAUUUCCUACAAAUAAAAGUAAAAGUACUCUGGAAAGCCUAAAAUUUGUUUUCAAUGUAUUUAGGAGGACACCGUCGUUGGUUGCCCCUGUUUAAGUCUUUAUCAGUCGUAUGUCAGCAUGAAACCGAUAAAGAGUAAUAACAAAUAAGUAAAUAAAUGAGUCAGUUAUAGCAGCGCCGUUUCUUGUUCAUAAAUCCAUGUAUCAUAAGAGGGCCGUCUGCCUGUGGUUUUAUCACGUAGUUGAACGCAUGGGGCUUCGGGAGUGACCUGCUCGUGCUCCAUGUUCGUCACUUACAGAUAACACUACACAGUUGUGCAUAGUUUAUUUUGACUAUUUAGCUUUAACAAAUGCACUUUUUCACUGACUUUAAAAAGUGAUAAGUUUACUUAAUUAAGCCAGGUUGGAUAACGCCGAGCCUUGAUGGUUAUUUUUUACCGCGUAAACUCUCCUUCUCAAAGCACUGCUAAUCAAAUUGACUUCGCACAGGAUAUGUACUCCAUUGGCCAGUCCCCACCUCCUCUUGACUCCAGCCAAGAUUACCACUUAGUAAUGGCAACCGAAGAAGAAGGUCACACCUUCUUACACUUUCAACGAGCUGCUAACACCGGCGAUGCAAAAGACAUCCAGUUCACGGUAAUAUUAUUUUAG
Messenger RNA from Porites lobata, 11688 nucleotides. The record is from the annotation of a GenBank genome assembly. Lineage: Eukaryota; Metazoa; Cnidaria; Anthozoa; Scleractinia; Poritidae.